AUUUCCCAGCCGCGGAUAUACCCACUGAGAGGACAACUAUCAUUUACCGAGAGAGAGAGCGGGGAGAGAGAGAGAGAGAAAAUGCAGAUAUUCGUGAAAACCCUAACUGGUAAGACCAUCACGCUUGAGGUCGAAUCAAGUGACACCAUCGACAAUGUGAAGUCUAAAAUCCAGGACAAGGAAGGGAUUCCGCCGGAUCAGCAACGAUUGAUCUUCGCCGGAAAACAACUUGAAGAUGGACGAACACUUGCUGACUACAAUAUCCAGAAAGAAUCAACACUCCACCUGGUGCUGAGGCUUCGUGGUGGGAUUAUUGAGCCUUCAUUAAUGGCUUUAGCAAGAAAGUAUAACCAGGACAAGAUGAUCUGCCGCAAGUGUUAUGCUCGUUUGCAUCCUCGUGCUGUCAACUGCCGAAAGAAGAAGUGUGGACACAGCAACCAGUUGAGGCCAAAGAAGAAGAUCAAGUAGAUGUGAUUAUGAAGACAUGGCAAAGCGCCUGGUGGUGGGUUUCAAGAGUCUAAAAACUCAAACUAGAAUUUAAUUUGGGACUUUGCUUCGGAUAUGUUGUUUUAUCACUAUAUUCCAUCUGAAAUAAUUUUUUGCUUUUCAAUCUUGAAAUUCUGUCGUAAAACAUUUUGUUGCUUUGUCUUUUCAUUAGAUUUUUUUUAUGGAAUUCUUAAAUUUACCAAUGAAUUCAUUGCUUAUUUCAAACA
This is a messenger RNA of Cornus florida, 713 nucleotides long. Its product is annotated as ubiquitin-ribosomal protein eL40 fusion protein-like. The record is from RefSeq and is a predicted model, not a curated record. The coding region runs from base 82 to 468 and encodes 128 amino acids. Gene Ontology annotation, biological process: translation; protein ubiquitination; modification-dependent protein catabolic process. Gene Ontology annotation, molecular function: protein tag activity; structural constituent of ribosome; ubiquitin protein ligase binding. NCBI's taxonomy places the organism in Eukaryota, Viridiplantae, Streptophyta, Magnoliopsida, Cornales, Cornaceae. The transcript has 5 exons. Gene Ontology annotation, cellular component: nucleus; cytoplasm; ribosome.